UACACUUCAUUUCAAAGUUGUCAUUUUGUUCCUAGUAUUCAAACCUGUCCUGUUUUAUUUGAAGGGAGCGUGACUAUCCCAGCUCACACCCUUCCCAGAUACAAUGAAAACAGAGCCUUUCCCCUCCCAGACAUCCCCUACAUAGCGGAGCUGACCUCCGAGCAGAAGGCCUUGAAAGAAAAGGAGAAGGGAGCUUGGAUGUCUCUGAGCACCAAGGAGAAAGUAGAAUUGUAUCACAUCAAGUUCAAUCACACCUAUGCUGACAUGAACAAGGGAUCAAGCGAAUGGAAGAGUGUCCUAGGGUUUACUUUCUUCUUUAUCGGCUUCACAGGACUCUUUAUCAUGUGGCAAAGGAAGUACGUGUUCGGUGAGCUUCCUCACACUCUGUCUGACGAAUGGGUGGCCAUGCAGACGAAGAGAAUGUUGGACAUGAGGGUCAACCCCGUGCAGGGAUUCUCAGCCAAAUGGGACUAUGACAAGAACGAAUGGAAGAAGUAA
This is a messenger RNA of Staurois parvus, 498 nucleotides long. Lineage: Eukaryota; Metazoa; Chordata; Amphibia; Anura; Ranidae. The record is from the annotation of a GenBank genome assembly.